This is a messenger RNA of Scophthalmus maximus (turbot), 3432 nucleotides long. RefSeq names its product afadin- and alpha-actinin-binding protein. Bases 242 to 1978 code for a protein of 578 amino acids. Lineage: Eukaryota; Metazoa; Chordata; Actinopteri; Pleuronectiformes; Scophthalmidae. The record is from RefSeq and is a predicted model, not a curated record. The transcript has 15 exons.
UGGUCUGGAUCGACCUGGAGCUGCUGCUGUGUCGUGAGCGAGAGAGACAGAUUAGUCUGAUCUGCUGAUGAUAAGAGCAUUGAGAUAAGAUGCUGGCCUGGUCCGAGCAUGUAACCUGUUAACUACUUAUCCUGCCGGAACAAUGGAGCAGACUGCGCAGGUGGAUCUUGUCUUGAGCUGUGUGUAUCAGACACAUGCAGUAGAUGGUCCAGACACAUAGCCUGAAGGCUGCGCUGCAACAAUGCCAGAGUCGUCCGUGGUCAAGGACAUUCACAGCAGCUCCGCUGAAAGUAGAACGUCCCCCUUGAGGCAGUUUAGCCAAUCAUCGCUGCCUCUGCACAGAAACUACGUGCUCAGUACCUUCUGCACAGAGCACAAUGUGCCAGAAUGUCUGUCCCACAUCAAUCAGGAAGUGUCAUUUCUUGGCCUCCCACCACCCUGGACGGAGUCGGUCGGCAGCUCAGCGCUAAAUGUAGUGGCUGUUCUAAACUGCAUGUAUGACCUGAUUCAGCUGCAUCGCAGGGGCCUCCGAACCCUGGAAAACUUGGAAGUGGAGCAGCUGAAGUCAAGCAGCAAUGUGGACUACCUGCAGCUCACCAGCACCCGGCUAAAGGAACAGCUUGAACUUUCCAAAAGAGAGAACACAGGUAUCCUCGAGAAAGAACGGCAGCUUCAGCUGAAAGUGAAAAGUUUGCAGACCUGCCUGAAAAAUGAAAAGGAAGAGGUGCAAAAACUUCAGAACAUAGUUGCAAGUCGGGCCAGUCAGUACAAUCAUGAGAUGAAAAGGAGGGAGAGAGAAUUCAACAAACUGAGAGAGCGUCUCAAUCAACUUCUAGUUGACAAAAAGGAGAAGAAACAAGCCAUUGAUAUAUCAAACAACAUUGGAAGAGCUGAUGGAAAGAGAAGCCUCUGGAAAACUGAAAAGACAGAAGCAAAGCAUGAAGGGGAGAUGUACAAGACUCUGCUGAGCGACUAUGACGCCCGACAGAGGGAGCUGGUGCUGGAAAAUGCAGAGUUGAGGAAAGUGUUGCAGCAAAUGAAAAAAGACAUGGUGUUUAUUUUGAGUUCAAGGACUAUGAAAGGGGAUCAACAUGAAGAUGGUUGCAUAAAGGCUGACUUCGAGGUGGAGGAGGAGGAUGAAGUGUUAGAUUCCAGUAAGGAAAGCGUGGAGCUGUAUUGCGUUCAUGCUCGAGAGAAGCUGACCAACAGUAUUCGCCUCCAGUGGAGAAGACUCAAGAGCCACGUAGAGAGACUGGACAGCCAAGCGUCUUUGGCACAGAUGGGUGAGAGUAAAAACUCUGAUGCUGUUCCACGAGAGACUCAUGAGGAGGAGAUGGACAGACUGAAGCUGGAGAUCCAGCAAUGCAGAGACUUUAUUCAAACGCAACAGCAGCUGCUGCAGCAGCAGCUCAGCUCUCCGUGCGACGAGGAGACAGAAUCCCUGCUGAGCGACUGCUACAUGUCUCAGGAGAAAGAUCCUCUCCGAGAGGAGUGGAAGAUGCUACAGGAACAGAGAAAUAUCUUUGAGAGGGAGAGAAGGAACUUUACAGAAGCAGCCAUAAGACUAAGCCAUGAGAGGAAGGCCUUCGAGGAGGAUCGCGCGACGUGGCUCAAACACCAGUUUUUAAACUUUAGUCCAUUUGCCGACUCAAAGAAACCCCAGAUGUCAAAGUCUAAAAGUGCCUUUUUUAAAUCUGAAACAGAGGCGAGUGCAGCAUUGGAUCCAGAACAGCUCGUCAAACACCCCUCUGACACGACCUCCCCCUCACACAGAAGUCCCCCCCUCACAUCACCAUCCACAGGCGACCUGUGUCGGUCACUUUGCAUCACCCCAGAAAACAGCUCAACCAAACAAAAGACAAAGACUCAAAAUGUUGAGGACUCAAACAUCUUUUGCAAUGGAAAUGUUCCAGUUCAGCAUGAAUGGUGGGACAUCAGUAAACACCACAGCGGCCACACACUCACAGGAAAAUACUAGCUCCGUGAGACGCCAAAAACUCUUAUCUUCUGAAUCAGGAUUUAUGUGAAUGCCCAUAAAUCAUUGACAAUGUAUGGUAUUUCACAGCUAUACAUGACACAACUUGAAGAUUGUUGUAAAAGGAUUAAAUAGCUCAGGAAAUAGAUGUUAACAGUUAAAGUCAGGGGAGUUGUUUUUUGCUGCUGUCGCGAGAAUUGUUGUAUAAAUGUUUCUUUUUUAGUAGCCCACUGUUUUAUUAUUAGAUUAUGUGAUAAAUAUAUUAAUUAAUUUAUGUUAUACUGUAAAUCUACCUUUGCGAGUCACAUCUAGCAUCUUAGACUGAGGUAAAAAAAAAAAAAAAGAAUUGGAGUGCAGGUGUGCAACCAAAGAUGUUGCUUCCUGUUCUCAUUGGCUGGUGCUGCAGCUAAAGUUAACUUUAAAUUCUCAUUUAUAUCACUAACUUUAGAUAAACGUUAUCAAGUUAAAGCUGGAGUGUGCAACAUUUAUACAUGAAUGAACGUGGGUUACCAAAUGAUUUCACACAAAUCCUCUGAGCAGCAGGCAAAUCUGGCGUCUGUUGCAACAUCCUGUGCUAGCCCUCUGGUAGCAAUGUGUUUUUCAUCGGCCAGCAAUUAAUGGUUUGCCAGAGUGGAGCAUCCAUAGUGAUGGAGUCGGCGACAGCAACUAGGAGUAUCUCGGAGGCCAUGGCGGAAGAGAUGUAUCUGAAAAUGUAUGUCCAGAGGAAGGAUUGCAAUCUAAAAAAGAGAGCAAUUGAAAUGUUUUCUAAAAAUUGUCUAAUUACUCUCACUGCCAGAUGGGAAAACAUAUAUUCUGUACUACAGGUUUAAACUUGUGAACUUCAAUGUAGUUUGGGAGUAAAUCUAAUGCUGUUGUUUCACUCAAUGCAACAAGAAACUAUCAUGUGAAUUAUGCAGUUUUGUUAUAGAAAUGUGGCUGAUUACAUUGCUUUCUUAUAAAUGUUGCGGUUACAUAGUACAGUUACAUUAGUGGUCAGUAAUGUAUCAUGUUGAAGUUAAAUAGAAGGACAGGCUGUCAAAUUUAACACAAUUUACAUCAUGUGUAGUAGAUAUUGAAGGUAGACAAAUAAUGUGUCUAUAAUGUAAAUAACUUUCAACAGUUUUCUAUGAAUGUUUCUUAGUAAAUGGACUGUAUUUAUAAAGCACUUUACUAGUGUUAUAGACCACUCGAAGCGCUUUACUGCACAAGUCACAUUCACACACACAUUCAUGCAGUGCUGUUAUUUACCGCGCUUUUUUCUAUCACAUUCAUACACAUCCAGAGGCAAUUUAGGGUCAAGUGUCUUGACCCAUGCGGCCGAACGACUAUUUCCUGAGCCACAGUCGGUUUUGUGUUGACCAAGCAAAAUAAUCCUUGCAACAAGAGUGUGUCUUUAAUUGUGUAUUCUAGACAAUCUUUCAUUCUUGAAAAAUUCAUUAUACAUUGACGAAACACGA